Chara braunii is the source of this 1189-nucleotide messenger RNA. The record is from the annotation of a GenBank genome assembly. NCBI's taxonomy places the organism in Eukaryota, Viridiplantae, Streptophyta, Charophyceae, Charales, Characeae.
GUGAGGAGUGGAAUCAUCCUGAUUGUGCACCUAUCACCAUGGUUGAGACCCGUACUGGGUAAGAGACUAACCCCUAUAGUCAGGAGCAGCAAGAAAAGAUGGCCGCCUUAGUCAGAGAGAACAGGGAGAGGAAAGAGUGUGAGAAGCAAGCGAAGCUAAAGGCUAUCGCAGACGAACAGGCAGCGAAGAUGAAGAGAUUGGAGGAGGAGAUGAAGAAAGUACAACAAGAGGAGGAAGAAAGAAGAAAAGCUGCUGAAGCAGAAGCGGCAACAGAAGAAGAGAAAGAGAGGAUGAGGAUUGAGAGUGAAGAAGGGAGUAGUGGUGGCACGAUGACGAGGGAGACAGAUACAGGGAUGGAGAAGAGGAUCAGCGAGUGGGUCACUAAUUUAUCGUUGGGAGAAGACGAGGAGGCGGAGUCCUAUGUGACUAAGGAUGAGAAGGCUGCGCUGGCCGCUGAGCUAGCAGCCAUGACAGACCCGAUGGAACGAAGAGAGAGGGAAGACGAGCAAAAGCUAGCAUGGAAGUUGAGAAUGAAGAGGGAGAAGAAGAGGAGGAGAGAGGAAGUGAAUAAGAUGACCGCAGCAGUGGCAAAGGUGCAGGAGUGUAGAGCGGAGGUGCUGGCCCAACCAGACGAUAAGGCCAAGUGGGACAAAGUACUGGGGUACCUGGAGGUGUUGAGCAAGGAUUGGAUGGAGGAGCGCCAGGCAAGUUGGAGCCAGGAUGUAGCGUUGAGUGCCAUGCGGUCAGGGUUUAGAGAUUUUGCGCGCGAGAUCGUCACCCAUAUUGGGGGCGAAGUGAAGCAAUUGAGAGAUAAUGUAGGGAAGUUUUGUGAGGGCGCCAUUCAGGGUGCCAAAGCUGUAGCCGCUGUAGAGGGAGAGGCCAGACCCCUUGCCAUGACUGCUGAAGUAGCGGCUUCACUUGCGAACGCCCUGCGGGUCUCUGCUGGUCGAGCUCUCCGUUGCUGCUGGUGUCUCUCCCUAAGCUGGCGGAAUAGUAACAUGUCACCCUCGGGUCCUAAUGCCAUGUGGGCUAUUGGGCAUCUCGCCGAUCGCAAGAUCCUGUCGUCCUCGCUAGUGGUCUGCCUGUCGCUCAUAAGCUACAAAACUAUACACAAUCUGCACUAGGUCACACUUGAUGCCUACCGCAGCAUAAUGCACAGACCGAUUUAAAAUAAAUAUCAAUAAUCGGG